This is a messenger RNA of Kwoniella mangroviensis CBS 8507, 654 nucleotides long. Its product is annotated as 6,7-dimethyl-8-ribityllumazine synthase. Gene Ontology annotation, biological process: riboflavin biosynthetic process. The record is from RefSeq and is a predicted model, not a curated record. Gene Ontology annotation, molecular function: 6,7-dimethyl-8-ribityllumazine synthase activity. NCBI's taxonomy places the organism in Eukaryota, Fungi, Basidiomycota, Tremellomycetes, Tremellales, Cryptococcaceae. The transcript is spliced from 3 exons. Gene Ontology annotation, cellular component: mitochondrial intermembrane space; riboflavin synthase complex; intracellular anatomical structure. The coding region runs from base 1 to 654 and encodes 217 amino acids.
AUGUCCGAUCCAACUAUAAAAGGUCUCCCACCUCCUCCUGUCAAAUACGACGGAUCGAAUUUCCGAAUCGCCAUCGUUCACGCCAGAUGGAACGAUGCGAUCAUCAAGGCUCUCUUGGAAGGGACGAUUAACAAGUUGAAAGAGCAAGGCGUGAAAGAGGAGAAUAUCGUGGUGAAGAGUGUACCAGGCAGUUACGAGCUGCCUUUUGCUACCAAGCAACUCAUCGAAGCAGGUAAAGUCCAAUCCGCCAAUGCCGCUCCUUCAAUGAUAGCCUCAACCACCAACCUCCUCUCUCUCAUCGAUAACAACACUUCAUCCCAACCAUCCGAACCCAAACCAUCAUCAACCUCAACUGGUCCAUUGACCACUCCAUUCGACGCUGUCAUCUCGAUUGGAUGCUUGAUCAAAGGUUCAACGAUGCACUUCGAGUAUAUCUGCGAUUCUGUCACCCACGGAUUAAUGCGAAUUCAACUGGAUACCGGGACACCAGUCGUUUUCGGUGUGUUGACCGCUUUAAAUGAUGAUCAAGCACUUGAGAGAGCUGGGAUUGGAAGAGGGGAAAAAGGUAAAGGCCAUAACCAUGGUGAAGAUUGGGGUUUGGCAGCUGUCGAGCUUGCCGCUCAGAACAAAGAUUGGACGAAAGGCGUACUUUGA